This is a messenger RNA of Pelobates cultripes (western spadefoot toad), 7077 nucleotides long. NCBI's taxonomy places the organism in Eukaryota, Metazoa, Chordata, Amphibia, Anura, Pelobatidae. The record is from the annotation of a GenBank genome assembly.
AUGGCGGCUUGCGGGCUGAGAGCGACGUUAGCCUGGAAAGCAUCGCUGGGCGGGGCAAGUGGAACGUUACCCUGGAUGUGGGCGGGCCCUAGCUCGUUCCUAUUUAAAGAACCCGCACGCUGCCGCUCCCACUUUGCACGGCCACCUGGAAUCAUGUCUUCAAGCAGGAAAUUCUUCGUUGGGGGAAACUGGAAGCUGAAUGGAGAUAAGAAGAGCCUGGGGGAGCUCAUCACCAUCCUAAAUAACGGCAAAAUCCACGAUGACACAGGUAGGAGGACACUAUUAAAUCAUAUGGUGAGAUUAUAUUGAGAAUAGUGAGAUAUGCAUUAUAUUCUAUUAUAAAAUAUGUGCUGUAAUAGCUGAGAUGACCAUUCCCCAUAACACAGGGUGUACCAAACUACUGUUUCAGUGACUGUUUGCCAGCCAGGUUCAUGGGGGUUUCUAAUUACUUUACAGCUAGUUACUAGGUGUUUCCACACCCCUGCAAUAUAUUCUGAGCCAGUUGUAUAGUGAAUAUAUAGCUUUAUUAUCAAAUGUGCUCUUAUUGGAUAUAUUCUAUUACUCCAGUUAUUACAGCUAGUGUAAUCCAUUUGUGGAGUCCAUUAAUUUUAUCAAUAUCUGUGACAGGUCCAUAUAGCCAUAUACUGUUAGUCUGUUCUGACUAGGGUCCCAUAUUAAGACUGGACCAUGCCAGCAGGUUGGGUUGGCAUGCUCUCCUAUCUAGAUGGUCUGUGGACUCUGGCAGUGAAUCUGUUAAUUAGUUUGUAUUUUCCCCAACAGACUGUAAGAGCGGUUAACUGUGCUCUUGCAAUAAUGGUGCAACACAACAUGUUGGGAGAAAUGUUGAGCUACUGACAGUGUAGUGGGUACUGUCUACUACACGCUGGGUAGGUGUCACUCUAAAACAGUCCACCAACCCAAGACAUAAUAAUUAGCUAAGAGUCUUCCCCCUGACCGAGUAUUGAAACUCUGAUCUUGGGACAUGUGUGAUUUCUGCCUCCUCCUAGCAGAGUAUCGAUGCUCUGAUCCGGGAAGAUACUGGGAUACUGCCCCCUAAUCUAAAGUACUGAUGCUCUGAUCUGAGGAGACGUUGAUGUCCUGAGCUGGGGGAGACAGUGUUACUGCCCCCUCCUGGUAGAUUAAUGUCUAGGGAGGGGAGAGGGGCAUUGGGUUACUCUCUCAUGGCUAUCUAUUUGAUAGUCCUAACCUCAACAUCUGAGGAAAAGAAAUUAGGGGUGAUUAUUUCUGAUGACUUAAAGGUAGGCAGACAAUGUAAUAGAGCAGCAGGAAAUGCUAGCAGAAUGCUUGGUUGUAUAGGGAGAGGUAUUAGCAGUAGAAAGAGAGAAGUGCUCAUGCCAUUGUUCAGAACACUGGUGAGACCUCACUUGGAGUAUUGUACGCAGUACUGGAGUCCGUAUCUCCAGAAGGAUAUUGAUACUUUAGAGAGAGUUCAGAGAAGGGCUACUAAACUGGUUCAUGGAUUGCAGGAUAAAAUUUACCAGGAAAGGUUAAAGGAUCUUAACAUGUGUAGCUUGGAGGAAAGACGAGACAGGGGGAUAUGAUAGAAACAUUUAAAUACAUAAAGGGUUUCAACACAGUAGAGGAGACUAUAUUUUAAAGCAGAAACUACCACAACAAGAGGACAUAGUCUUAAAUUUGAGGGGCAAAGGUUUAAAAAAUAUCAGGAAGCAUUACUUUACUGAGAGGGUAGUGGAUGCAUGGAAUAGCCUUCCAGCUGGAGUGGCAGAGGUUAAUACAGUAAAGGAGUUUAAGCAUGCCUGGUAUAGGCAUAAGGCCCGCUGAAUGGUUUUUAUCUGCUGUCACAUUCUGUUUCUAUAACCCCCCCACCCCCUCCCAGCUGAGUAUAGAGGGCACCAUUACCAACAUGUAGGAUGUUUAAUCCGGCAUGAUGGUGCCCUGGGUAGUGACGAUGCUCACAUCAGAAGUGUGUGAUUGUAAUGGCUGCCUGUCUGUGUGAUAGUCCGCACGUACAUACAAGCUCUGCAGUUUCACAUCCUUAGACAUUACCCAUGUCCCGCCCACAUGCUGCAGCACAAUGUCACCCUGCAUGGCUUGCUAGCAAGCUCCCAUUCUCUCAACGCCGCCUCACAAUCCUCCGUCCUUUUCCCUGUUCCCCUCCCAGGAUGCAAUACUCCCUGAUACUGUAUCUGCUCCCCUCUCAGGAUUCAUUACCCCCCUGAUACUGUAUUUCUGCUCCCCUCUCAGAAUGCAAUAUCCCUGAUACUGUAUCUGCUCCCCUCUCAGGAUUCAUUACCCCUGAUACUGUAUCUGCUCCCCUCUCAGGAUUCAUUACCCCCUGAUACUGUAUUUCUGCUCCCCUCUCAGAAUGCAUACCCCUGAUACUGUAUCUGCUCCCCUCUCAGGAGAAUGCAAUGAUACUGUAUUUCUGCUCCCCUCUCAGGAUGCAAUACCCCCUGAUACUGUAUUGCUCCCCUCUCAGGAUUCUCCCUGUAUUUCUGCUCCCCUCUCAGAAUGCAAUAUCCCUGAUACUGUAUCUGCUCCCCUCUCAGGAUUCAUUACCCCUGAUACUGUAUCUGCUCCCCUCUCAGGAUUCAUUACCCCCUGAUACUGUAUUUCUGCUCCCCUCUCAGGAUUCAUUACCUCCUGAUACUGUAUUUCUGCUCCCCUCUCAGAAUGCAAUACCCCCUGAUACUGUAUUUCUGCUCCCCUCUCAGGAUGCAAUACCCCCUGAUACUGUAUUUCUGCUCCCCUCUCAGGAUUCAGUACUCCCUGAUACUGUAUAUCUGCUCCUCUGUGCCCCCACCCGCUUGCCCUUAGAAUGAGGUAACAUUGCUGGCAAGCUGAACCAUGGACUCAGCCAAUGAAUAAACCAGUCAGAUAUUUUAAGUGACCUUUAACCCUGCCUGUCUGGGACAGCUGGGCACAGGGAGACCUUCAGAGCCAUCCUAAAAACAGAUGUAACCUUUAAAUCUGCGCUGAGUGAAGGUCAUGACUUGCUAACCUUUUCUGUAAGCUGAAAAUAAACUGGGUGUCUAAAAAUAGCUGGGGGCUUGGGGACUCAGACCGGGUCACAUGCCCUUGCUGUAGAGACUGUCAUUAUAGGGGGCUGCAUUUUAUUCCUGUAUGGUGGAUUCAGUAAAAAUGAUGCUUUUUCACAGCAAGGAUACAUACCCCUUUCCCCCACAGCCAUUCUAUUGAAGAGGCUGAAUGUACAGUAGUUAUGUAACAACCAUCAUGUGGGUCAUUAUACUGCACAGUGGAUAUCUCCCACUUUACCCCUUUCUAAUAGAUCAUAGCCUUAUAAAAUGGAGGUGACCUCUGCAGUAGUAAGACGUGGAGCUCUGGGGGUAAUUCGGAAGAUUAAUCAAUGUGCUGGGCUUCACUAAGCUAUUGGCUAGGAGUUCACUAAUUUUGCAGCCAGAGGGUUAUUCCAGCUUGCAGAAUGACUUUAAAAGCCGACUGUGCUGCUAAACUGGUUGCAUGGAUUCGUAACUCAGUAGAAUUCAGCGGUUUCUUUUAAAAUUAGGCAUCUUUACCCUUGACCUAGUCUCUUAGCCUAAAUGCCUCUUGUGGUGAACAUGAUGUGAAAAGAACUGAGUAAAAAUGAUGGAUCACAAGCUAUUGAGCUCUUACAUGCAGAUCAGACUCACAAACUGGCCAGAGAUGUUCCGGUGGGCUGAGUCAGGCGAAUGAGGAGGCCAGCAUUAGACUUCCUCAUAUCAGGCUGUCUUGGAACUUUAGGCACUCAACCAAUAUGAGACAGCUCAGAUAGUUCUAAUUAAAAUGCAUGCCGUGGAGGUCAGACUCCUGGAGUUGGACAAGAGGGAUUUUGGCCAGAUUAGAAUCCCCUGCUGGCCAACUCCAUCCCAAGCAGGUGAUGCUAUUGGCUAAAUUUUGCUGAAAUGGAGAAUAGUGAUGUAUAGAUGGAUUCAGAUACUUUUUAAUUUUGUCAGUUUAUAUCAUUUUGUGUAAAUCUGCACAAUGGCAAAAAGGAAGUUUGUCCAGAUAUUAACACCAAAAAUAUAUAUUUUUGAUGGGUGACGUGAAUUACAAUUUGUUUUGUGUUAGAGGUGGUCUGUGGCGCACCUUCCAUCUACUUGGACUUUGCACGUCAGAAGCUUGAUGGAAAGUUUGGAGUUUCUGCACAGAACUGUUACAAAGUCGCCAAAGGUGCUUUCACUGGAGAGAUCAGGUAUGGAACUGUGUGGUGUUGUAAGCCAUGAACACUUGUAAAGAUUUUGUCAUUCUGAUUUGGUACUUCCUCUCCUCUGCAGCCCAGCUAUGAUUAAAGAUGUUGGGGCCACCUGGGUGAUUCUUGGGCACUCUGAGAGGCGGCAUGUGUUUGGCGAGUCCGAUGAGGUGAGUUGUGCAUAAUUCUGACAAUGACGCAAAGAAUAACCUACCCUGGUCUUCUUACAACUGAUUCUCAAUGGCAGUCUUGCAAGAUUCGUCUCUUCCAUCUCCUGUAUAUCAGUCUUGCUGAAGCUCCAAAGCUGAUCUUCCUCAAACAUUUUCUAAACAGAAAGAUAGCCAGGUAACCUGCAGACCAGCUCAUCAAAAACGUUAGCAAUAAUUUGAUGUAGAAUGGUUUUGCAAGCUUUCUUAAUGUAUUGAAAAGGUUCUUCAAUGACUGUUCAAUACAGACUGUAAACGUCUUGGUUUGUAGUGGUGAAUUACCCCACAGGACAACAGCAUCCACUGCAACUGUCAGGGUUUUCAAGGUAAAUCUUAAUCUGUACUCCUUUUUUUUAUUUUAUUUUUUGUCCUACAGCUGAUUGGCCAGAAAGUAGCACAUGCACUGUCAGAGGGUGUUGGUGUGAUUGCCUGUAUCGGGGAGAAGUUGGACCAACGUGAGGCUGGGAUCACAGAGAAAGUGGUUUUUGAACAGACAAAAGCCAUUGCAGGUGAAGUCACAGACCUCUGGUCUGUUCUUUUAACUCUUUGCAUCCUGGAUGUUUUGUUGGAUGAUGGAUGAUCUCAGACCAAAUGCAAUUCUUUAACUUUUUUUUUUUCUUCCCUUUUGUAGAUAACGUAAAGGACUGGAGCAAAGUGGUUCUUGCAUAUGAGCCAGUCUGGGCCAUUGGCACUGGCAAAACUGCCACCCCCCAGCAAGUGAGUAACUCUUUUUGUUUGUUUUUUGUGACAUUGACGGCAUUUCAUGUUUAGAGGAAUGCUAUGAGAAAGCCCUCUCCAGUAAUAAUGUAGAUCAUAUAUUCACCUAAUUUAAUUCUGCCUAUUUGCAUUUUUUAUUUUGCCAUUCUUCUCAUCACAAUCAGUGAUGUAGGUUACUUCUUCUAAAUUUAAAUGACCCUGUUACUUGGAUGGCAGCAAUAACGGUCACAUGAUAGCCUAAUGUAUAGACCAAGUCACAUGUGCCCUAUCCCAAUACCAAAUGUUUCAUUAAUAUGGCAAAAAAGUCUAUGCUUACUUGUCCACAUUCUCCAUGUGUGAGACUCAUUGUCUUUUCUUGUUGUUCUUCAGGCCCAGGAGGUGCAUAUCAAGCUCCGUGAGUGGCUAAAAACCAAUGUUUCCGAAGAUGUUGCAAAAACUGUCAGAAUCAUCUAUGGAGGUAUGUCUUGAUACACAUUUACUUCCUUGAUUCCCUCUUCCUAAAUGUUUAAGGGGUGCCGACAUGCCACCUAAAAAGGCAAUAUUGGUUUCUGUUGUGGUGGUUUUUAGGCAGUCUGCAAGCUGAUUAAUCCAUACGCUUGCUGGAGUUUGCAAAGCUAAAUGUAUUGAUUGUGUUUUGCCACAUGCCUGAAGGGUACACUGACCUUCUGAACAGACCUUUUAUAGAUACUUUAUGGUCAGGAUCUGAUGGAACAAAGCACGUUGUGGUUGGGGAUGAACGUUGAUUCUACCACCAUCUUGACUUGAUGUUGGGUAUUUUAGAUAAUGCAUUUCCUUUGUCUAAAUCCCUUUUUGCUACUUUAGGAAUAUAGCCUGUUUUAAUAUUACAUUCAAAAGUAGUUCAUUUAAUUCUUGAACCAGUUACGGGUCAGUUUCCAGAUGGAGACAAUUCACUAACCCAUAGGAACAAAUAAUGGAUAUGUUCUUCUGUUAGAAAGUAUACCCUCUAGUGGUGGAAAGGACAAUAUGAAGCCAUUUUCUUUUUAGUGCAGGAUUAGCAUGCAAAUCUACACACUGACUCUAGAACAGGAGUGUGGCUGCAUCAUUUCAUGUGAUCUUAGGUUGUUGUCCCUGAACCCAUAUGAUGGGUGUUGCUGGGCAGUCUAACAGUUUCAUGACUGUGGGUCGUAGUUGUGGCACAAACAAUUCACCCGAAAGCAGACUUUAACUAAUUGCGCUUCUCCCCUAGAGUUGUCAUAAAUUUGUAUCAGUUGUUUGGGACACAAAUAUCUUCUCUUGCCCUAGGUAGCUGCCUAUAACUUUACUAUAAGAGCAUGAAAAUGAAAAAGUUGCCUAGGAAGUUCUUGUGAAGAUAUCUGCGUUUUUAUUUUCUUUACAAAUGGUUUGUCCCUUGUAAAUAGAAGAUGUUAAGAUUUGCUGAUCUUGAUAUGUCCUAUAAUUCUUUACCUGGAGAACCAAAGAUUGGUUUUGGUUCCUCAAAUACACACAAUCCCCUCCAUCACACGACUGUAAUUCAUCUAAAUUCCUUUGCAGUAUAAACUGUAUAUGCAUAGAAAUGCUUCCAUUCAGUGAUCAGAUCAGAGAAAUUUCAAACAUCCAAAGGUUUGUUUGCGCCCCACUAAUUGUUUUGUUGCCCCUUUCAGGUUCUGUCACUGGUGGUACUUGCAAAGAACUGGCAUCACAGCCUGAUAUCGAUGGCUUCCUGGUUGGAGGAGCUUCACUGAAACCAGAAUUUAUUGACAUCAUAAAUGCCAAGCAUUAACUGUGUUCAUUUAGUGUCCCCUUUCCCAUCUCUCCUGAACGGCUUAGGGCGGGGGUGGUAAACGUUGGUCCUCCGAGCUGCAUGUCCACAACGGUUUCUUCUCUUGGUGCACGUCCAUCUGGUGUCUAGCAGCAGACUAGCGUUAACAAACCCUACCAUAGAACGAAAACAUACUCACUGUGUCUGUAGCUCAAUCUGUCCUGGGUAUUGUGUGGGGGGAAUCGAUGUUCCUGUAAAAUAUA